AUGUUAGCAGAUACUGGUUCAAAUGUAACCAUCCUUCGCAGAGAAUUGUAUGAAAAUAUGGCACCAUUAGCAAAACCAAACUUAAUACCGAUUAAUAUGUCCUUGACAACUGCCACUGGGGAUACGGCACCCUUUCAUGGAAUGAUACGGGCUGAAAUUUUCAUAGGUUCUCAGAGUUUUGACCAUAUGGUAUAUUUGGCAGAUAUUAAGAGUGACAGUAUACUAGGUAUGGAUUUCUUUAAAUCCCAUAAAUGUCAAAUUGACGUUAGCAGAAAAAGUUUGAAACUAAAUGAAGAAGAAAUACCAUGUUAUCAUCGUGAUGUAUCAGAAAGUUUUACUAGUUGUCGGAUACAAAUAAAAGAAAACACCGUCAUACCACCUGAAACUGAGGUUAUUGUUCUUGGAAAGCCUACUGGUGUAGUAUCUGAGACAAUUGGCAUAGUCGAACCUAAUAUCAACUUUAUAGAGAAAAGUGGCUUAUUGGUUGCUAAGGCUUUGGUUGAUAUUCGUAAGGGAGAUUUUCCCAAUCCGAGUGGCAAACUUAAGCAAGAACCUUAUACAGUGUACAAAAACACAAAUGCAGCUUUCUUUGAAGCAGAACAAGGAGAAAGAGUGAAGAUUCUUCUCAUUAAACACCAAAAUGUGUUUUCAAAAAGCUCUGAUGAUAUAGGAAGAACACAUACUGUUGAACAUACAAUAGAAACAGGUUCGGCAAGACCUGUUAAACAAGCUCCAUACCGAGUACCUCUUGCUAAACGUCUAGCAGCCGAGAAAGAAAUUAAAGAAUGGCUGAGAAGGGCAUAA
Messenger RNA from Mercenaria mercenaria, 804 nucleotides. RefSeq lists its product as uncharacterized. The record is from RefSeq and is a predicted model, not a curated record. Bases 1 to 804 code for a protein of 267 amino acids. Lineage: Eukaryota; Metazoa; Mollusca; Bivalvia; Venerida; Veneridae. The transcript is spliced from 2 exons.